This is a messenger RNA of Nerophis lumbriciformis (worm pipefish), 1530 nucleotides long. The record is from RefSeq and is a predicted model, not a curated record. Lineage: Eukaryota; Metazoa; Chordata; Actinopteri; Syngnathiformes; Syngnathidae.
AUGGCAUCCAAAAGGACACAGGGCGACUGUAUCAAGUCAAACAAGAAGAAAAAGAAGGAGAAUAACUGCGAAGAAACGGCAGAACUUUGCUGUGUCGUUCAAGACGAGAACGUGAAGCGAGCAGUGAAGGAGGCGUGGAGCCAGAAGUCCAACUACACACACGGUGAUUUGGAGUUGGACUGCCAUCCUUUCCCUCACUGCGUCAUUAAAAACUUUAUCAAAACUGAGAAUUUCUUGGAGAAUCUGCAGAGGGAACUGCUGGCGCUCAACUUUCACGAAAAGUCCAACGAUCUCUACAAAUUUCAACAGUCCGUUGGCUUGAGAAACCGAACUGAAGCACACAUUGCAGGCGUGAGAUCAGCUCUUUUCAGUCAAUUUCGGCCAUGGCUUGAGGAGGUUUUAAAUGUGAAAUUGGAGCCCCAUGUUGAUAUUUCUUGUUUCAAAUAUGAAUACACUGAUGUUCUUUUGUGCCAUGAUGAUGAACUGGAGGGGAGGCAUGUUGCCUUCAUUCUUUACCUCGUCCCUCCGUGGCUGAGCAGCGAUGGGGGAUCUCUUGACCUUUACGAAACAGACGCUCAUUUCCAACCACAGAGUGUCGUCAAGUCCAUGGUGCCUUCUUGGAACACACUCGUCCUUUUUGAAGUGUCUCCAGUUUCCUAUCACCAAGUCUCUGAGGUGUUAUCACAGGACAAGUGUCGUUUAUCUCUGAGCGGUUGGUUUCACAAACCCACUCCGGAGCGUCCACCUCCCUACGUAGAGCCUCUCGUCUCACGCAGCGAACACUUACCGAGAGAUGAAACAAUCUUGCUAGAGUGGAUCAAUCCACUCUACCUGGAUAUUUCCUACCAGGAGCAGAUACAGGAAAAUUUUGAGGAAUCCUCAGAAAUUCAGCUCAAAGAUUUUUUACUGGAGGAAAAAUUCAACCAGGUGUGUGAAGCCGUGCAGUUGGCUCAGAUCCAGUGGACAAAGAAGGGACCGGACAAUAAGAGACGCUAUGAAGCAGCCUGUUUGGACACCUUGCCCGAGUGCGUGAGUGCUUGUUGGGAGCUCCUUCAUUCAGAAGCGUUUUUCCUCCUCCUGUCCAACUUCACGGGCCUCAGAUUGCACUACCUGUGUCCCGCUGACGACGAUGACGAAGAAAACAAAGACGAAGAAGCCACAGGCUCUUCAAAUGGAACAAGAAAAGAGUCAGAGCCGAGCAUACCCAAAUGUUGUGGUGAGCUGCGACGAUGGUCCCAUGGCAGCUACACUUUAAUGCAUGAUGGCGUGGCAGCACAAGCGGAAUAUGCACUAGACCUCCUUUUGCCUUUUUGCUGUGCGGGUUGGAACUCGGAGUUCGGAGGCUAUAGUUGUUACAUUGCGAAAGAAGAGGAUGAGGAGCUCCUGACCAUCAAUCCUGAAGAUAACUCCCUCGCUCUGGUCUACAGAGACAAGGAAACCCUCAAAUUUGUCAAGCACAUCAACCACAAAAGCAACAAUGAUUCUAUUAACAGAAGAUUCUAUGAUUUUUCUUUUGUGUAUUAUGAAUAA